Calypte anna (Anna's hummingbird) is the source of this 3181-nucleotide messenger RNA. RefSeq names its product damage specific DNA binding protein 2 (gene DDB2). Gene Ontology annotation, molecular function: protein binding; damaged DNA binding. The transcript has 12 exons. NCBI's taxonomy places the organism in Eukaryota, Metazoa, Chordata, Aves, Apodiformes, Trochilidae. Gene Ontology annotation, cellular component: nucleus; Cul4-RING E3 ubiquitin ligase complex. Bases 702 to 2237 code for a protein of 511 amino acids. Gene Ontology annotation, biological process: response to UV; DNA repair. The record is from RefSeq and is a predicted model, not a curated record.
GCGCCACCGCGCUGACGGGUACCGGCCGGGCCCAAACGCGCAGGAACCGGGUUGCAGUACGGAGGCCGCCGCGGCCGCCUCCGCGCUGGGCUCAGCCCCUCCCUUCCCCUGCGCCGGGACCGCAGGGCCCAUCCCUCUCAGAAGGAUCCCCGGAGCAGGGCGGGCUGUCCCCUCCGUCCCCGGGCUGCCAGGGAGGGGCUUCUCGCUGCAGCCCCCACGCUCCCCCCUCCCCGCACACCGCUGGGUCUGAACCCGCACAGGGACCCAUCCGAACCCGCACCUCGCUCGGCUCCGGCCGCUGCCGGUGCUCUCGGAGCCAUGAGGUGCGGUCCCGGGGUUGAGAGAAUCCCUGGGAGUAGCCGGGUUGGAGCGGCUGCUGCGUGAGGAGUGAACACCGCGGAUGGGAGCUCAGAACCGCAGCAUUUUGGGGCUCAGAACGCCCGGCCCGGUACAGAAGGGAGAAGACUUGGACAUUAUUUAGUCAGCUAGAGACUUCUGAAGCGGCACUGUGAGGAACCAGUGCAGCGUGAGGCAGCAGUCAAGCUCUCAGGGACAGGAACCACUUGAGACCUCACUGCAGCUCCUGCAAGACAAGCUCUGAAGGAGGAGAGAGGGAUUCUAUGCACUUCACACCUCUGCAGGAUCACUGAUGAACACACUUCAGACACCACUCCAACAAAUGACAUCAGUGGCCAGACAGAAUGGCUCCAGUGAACCAGCCAAAGGACAAGAAGCAUGAGAGGGCACAUGAGCACUGGUUGGAAGAGGCAAAAUCAGCUGGGAAGAGGAAACCAGACCACAAGGAACUAGAGAAUGAGCCACCAGCAAAGAAGUUGUUUUUGAGGAAAACAUCCAAACCUCCCAAGAAAAUCGGUUGGAGUGGAGGUGGGUCUGUGGUGAGAAACAACCAUCAGCUGGAGCGGCAGUGCAGCAUUGUUCAUUAUGUCUACCAGAACAUGCUGGGAAGCUCCAUUCGGUCACACCUCAGGCAGUGCCUGCAGCUGCCCUUUCUGCGUUCCCUUGCCUCAUACCGCCUCUUCCGGACAGCAAGUCCCUUUGACAGGAGAGUGACAUGCCUGGAAUGGCAUCCAUCACACCCCAGUACUGUAGCUGUUGGUUCCAAAGGUGGAGACAUCAUCCUUUGGGACUACGAAGUGCUUACUAAAACCUGCUUCAUAAAAGGGAAAGGGCCAGGAGAUUCUCUUGGAGACAUGAAGUUCAGUCCUUAUGAGGCAGUGAAGCUUUAUGUGGCAUCAGGGGAUGGCACCCUAAGCCUGCAGGACCUGGAGGGCAGAGCAGUGCAGAUCAUCUCCCGUGCCCCAGACUGCAGCCAUGAGCACCACAAUGUCUGUUGCUGGUACUGCAGUGUUGAUGUUUCUGCAAGCUGCCGUGCAGUCGUGACAGGUGAUAAUCUGGGCAACGUGGUCCUGCUCAGCACUUCUGGUGAAGAGAUCUGGAAGCUGAAGUUGCACAAGAAGAAAGUAACUCAUGUGGAAUUUAACUCCCGAUGUGAGUGGUUGUUUGCCACAGCAUCUGUGGAUCAGACAGUCAAAAUCUGGGACCUCAGAAACAUCAAAAACAAAACAAAUUUUCUUCAUGUGCUUCCUCAUGACAAACCUGUCAAUGCAGCUUACUUCAGCCCCACAGAUGGUUCCAAGCUCCUCACCACAGACCAGCGCAGUGAAAUCAGGGUUUAUUCAUCUUCAGACUGGACCAAGCCCCAGCAUCUCAUCCCACACCCACACAGGCAGUUUCAGCACCUCACACCUAUCAAGGCCACGUGGCACCCUCGUUACGACCUCCUCGUCGCAGGUCGCUACCCAGACCCCAAGUUCCCGGGGUACACAGUGAAUGAGCUGAGAACUGUUGAUGUCUUUGAUGGAAACACUGGGGAGAUGGUUUGUCAGCUCUAUGAUCCAAAUGCUUCUGGAAUCAUCUCGCUCAAUAAAUUUAACCCUAUGGGAGACACACUGGCUUCUGGAAUGGGCUUUAAUAUUCUGAUCUGGAGCCGGGAGGAGAUGGUUGCCAAGAAGCAAGAGCAUCUUUUGAAAGCCAUGGCAGUACAGGGGGUUGGAAGGUGGAGUUUGUCCAGACGUGGAGGACAGAAGCAGACAAACCCUGGGACAAACAAACUCAAAGCUAAGUUACUGUCUUGGGAGCUGGAGGAGAUGAGAACAAAAAGCAGUGAUUCUAAAUUGCAGGGAAGGAAGCAGAAAGGGAAGGAUCUAGAGAAGUGAUGUAGUAUUUGGAUCCUUUCUGGAUCAAAAUUUGUACCCUGGUACAAAUUCAGUGUUGGCAAUGGGCACUAUAAGCCGUGCAGGGCAUUAGACUUCUGUUUUGUCCUUUCUCCCUGGGUCUGAUCUUGUGUGCCCGAUCCCCUUUGCUUCCCUUUCUAGAAAGUUGUGUCGGUACCUGGUUCCUCCUCCAGGUGGUUACCGCACAUUUUCUGAGGCAGUAGAAAAAACUUCAAAGAUGUUCUCACACCCUGCACCCAGCCUGCCACAUCUGCUUGUCAGAGUUUACCAUCCUCUCAUCUUCUGGAGUCUGCUGUGGAGCUGCUCAUGACAGGGUCCCCAGCCUGUUCUAGUCAAAUUGAGUUAAGAAACCCUUUGUUAAUGUGGUUAAUGUCCUGAAAAGGUAGAAUGUUUACAGGGGAGAGGUGGUGGGUAGCUUGGGUACCUCUCCCUUAUGCAGGCUUCUUGGAAAAUGUGCAUCUGUCAAGACCUCAGGCUUAGCCUGUUCUGUUGCUUGCAGCCAUUUAACUAAACCAUGAGGAACAUGAUGAUGCCUGAGCUCUUGACCUGUCUUGGGGGAUGCAAGGGCAUUGUGGAGCUGGGAACCUACUGAUUCUGUAGUUUCUCUUUUCAGAGCUCUAGGUUUUUCCUUGCCACUGAUUUAGGCAAUUAUUUUUCACCCAUGCCUAUUUUCUUUAAAUGUUGGAUAAAAGUGUUGUAAAACAGAAAUGAGCAGCUCCUUCCAAACACAUCUGCUCAGAGCCAAGUCUUAAGACUGCUGAUAAACUGAAGUGUUUUUGCUUUUUCUAGUUUGUUUAUGAGGCUGCCUGGGGCCUUGCUGCUGUCCCAGGGGUUAGUGGAUGGGACCAGGCUCCAGGCCUGCUCAGAUUCUCUAUGUUCCCUUUUAUAGUUCUGCAGUAUUGAUAUUAAUAAAGUUUUGUACUAAA